This is a messenger RNA of Nakaseomyces glabratus, 3627 nucleotides long. It is a transcript of the gene AWP3a, whose product is annotated as AWP3a. The record is from RefSeq and is a predicted model, not a curated record. NCBI's taxonomy places the organism in Eukaryota, Fungi, Ascomycota, Saccharomycetes, Saccharomycetales, Saccharomycetaceae.
AUGCAAAAUGUUGAUAUAGGAGCAUCUACGACUACAACAGUCAAUAACAACUUAUGGGAAUUCACAGGCUCGAUCAAUGCCCAGAUCAAUGGAGCGGUAAGCGGAGCAGCACAAAUAAAUCUAGAUGGAAGCAACAUGUUUGUAAAUGCCAAUACCUUUAGUGGUCAAGUAGUCAAUUUAAUAAAUGGUGGUUCAUUUUUACAGACAAGUGAUCCGUUAAGUAAUAUUGUGGUAAUUAACGGCCUAGGGACCUCUGAUACUGGUGUUACGUCAAUCGCUGUGAAAGGCAAAGGAAAGUCUUUCACAUAUAAUCCAUCAAGUGGAAUAGUGAAAUUAACAACUGUAGAAGGUAAGACUUAUGCUUAUCAAAUUGGCUGCGGUUAUAAUACAAAAAAGUUUAUAACCAAUAAUGAUAGCGGAGCAUCAUAUGAAUCAGCUGACAACUUUUUUGUAUUGACAUACAGUGAACCUUACUCGCCACAGACCUGUCAAUUAGAAAAUUCCUCCAUAUUCUCUUCAAACUUUAUUUCAACGAGUACUUCAUCUUCAUCUUCAUCUUCAUCUGCAUCUUCAUUGCCAUCUUCAAUGUCAUCUUCAUUGCCAUCUUCAUUGUCAUCUUCAUUGUCAUCUUCAUUGUCAUCUUCAAUGUCAUCGUCAAUGUCAUCUCUCUUCAUCAUCCCCCCUCCUUACACAACUACCCGUUCAUCAGGAAGCAGUAUCAUCGACACAGAAAUAGUCUCCUUCUAUUCCACAACAGACUCUCCAGGCCACACCAUCACAGGAACUACAACAACAACCCUGUAUGGUCCACACACCCACAGCUCAGUUUCAACUCCAUCCUCCUCCUCUGAAUCAUCAACCACCUCCAAUUCAUCUAUCGAGAGCUCAUCCCUCCCACACACUUCCGUCUCAUCAACACCUGAGUCUUCCAUCACUCCAUCUUCCAACACCAUAUCUUCGAGUCCAACCUCUGACUUUUCCUCCGUGCAGUCCAGUUCCAUCAUGGAAUCCAGCUCGGUAGUUGCCUCCAGCUCCGUCAUCAACUCCAGCUCCAUCGUCGACUCUUCAUCUUCAUCUGCAUCUUCAUUGCCAUCUUCAAUGUCAUCUUCAUUGUCAUCUUCAAUGUCAUCUUCAUUGCCAUCUUCAAUGUCAUCUUCAUUGUCAUCUUCAUUGUCAUCUUCAUUGUCAUCUUCAAUGUCAUCGUCAAUGUCAUCUCUCUUCAUCAUCCCCCCUCCUUACACAACUACCCGUUCAUCAGGAAGCAGUAUCAUCGACACAGAAAUAGUCUCCUUCUAUUCCACAACAGACUCUCCAGGCCACACCAUCACAGGAACUACAACAACAACCCUGUAUGGUCCACACACCCACAGCUCAGUUUCAACUCCAUCCUCCUCCUCUGAAUCAUCAACCACCUCCAAUUCAUCUAUCGAGAGCUCAUCCCUCCCACACACUUCCGUCUCAUCAACACCUGAGUCUUCCAUCACUCCAUCCUCCAACACCAUAUCUUCGAGUCCAACCUCUGACUUUUCCUCCGUGCAGUCCAGUUCCAUCAUGGAAUCCAGCUCGGUAGUUGCCUCCAGCUCCGUCAUCAACUCCAGCUCCAUCGUCGACUCUUCAUCUUCAUCUGCAUCUUCAUUGCCAUCUUCAAUGCCAUCUUCAUUGCCAUCUUCAAUGUCAUCUUCAUUGUCAUCUUCAAUGUCAUCUUCAUUGUCAUCUUCAUUGUCAUCUUCAUUGUCAUCUUCAAUGUCAUCGUCAAUGUCAUCUCUCUUCAUCAUCCCCCCUCCUUACACAACUACCCGUUCAUCAGGAAGCAGUAUCAUCGACACAGAAAUAGUCUCCUUCUAUUCCACAACAGACUCUCCAGGCCACACCAUCACAGGAACUACAACAACAACCCUGUAUGGUCCACACACCCACAGCUCAGUUUCAACUCCAUCCUCCUCCUCUGAAUCAUCAACCACCUCCAAUUCAUCUAUCGAGAGCUCAUCCCUCCCACACACUUCCGUCUCAUCAACACCUGAGUCUUCCAUCACUCCAUCCUCCAACACCAUAUCUUCGAGUCCAACCUCUGACUUUUCCUCCGUGCAGUCCAGUUCCAUCAUGGAAUCCAGCUCGGUAGUUGCCUCCAGCUCGGCCACUCAAUCCAGCUCCGUCAUCAACUCCAGCUCCAUCGUCGACUCUUCAUCUUCAUCUGCAUCUUCAUUGCCAUCUUCAAUGCCAUCUUCAUUGCCAUCUUCAUUGUCAUCUUCAUUGUCAUCUUCAUUGUCAUCUUCAAUGUCAUCUUCAAUGUCAUCUCUCUUCAUCAUCCCCCCUCCUUACACAACUACCCGUUCAUCAGGAAGCAGUAUCAUCGACACAGAAAUAGUCUCCUUCUAUUCCACAACAGACUCUCCAGGCCACACUAUCACAGGAACUACAACAACAACCCUGUAUGAAUCAUCCAUAUACUCUUCAAGUUCGAGUACCAUUCAAGAGUCAGAAUUGAGCAAUACUUCAAGAACAACAAUGACUUCCAAUUCUUCAGUUUCUAUAAGUUCGACCUCAUCAAGAAGUUCCUUUUCAAAUACCAAAUCUUCAACCAUUGUAAUCUCUCAAUCAGCCUCUUUACCAGAUUCAAAAACAGAUAUAAUACUAUCCACAAGUUCGAAUAUCGGUUACUCAAGCAGAUCCUUGUUAUCAGAUCUUGGUACAAGUAUCUCUGACUCAGACAUUCAUCAUUCAGUGCUUCAUAGUACGGAGUCAUAUUCCAGCAACGAAUCUGGAACCAAUCCGUUCACUUCGAUUGCAUCGCUUUCCAAUUUCAUCCCAGAGUCUUCAUCCCACACUAGCACUGCUUUAGGCUCUGAAAAUUCAGUAAUAUCUAGUGAUAUAUUAACCACCAUGUCACAUCCUGUUGCUACAAAUUCAGGCGAUAAGCCGACCACACCAAAGAGAUCGGAACAGGUAUCUACCACAAUGACUAGUUCGGGACCUACUCCAGAUACAAGUUCAUUUGACACGGAUGGUAUGAGCGCAUAUUCUAGGCCCGAAUUUACUACAAACAGCUUAGAGGUUAACAAAUCAUCUACUUCUCAGCUAGGAAAUAAUAAACAAACUUUUUCAAACUUACAGUUAGAAAGCACAAGACCACACUCAGAAAACGAAGUAGAUAAUAAUACAAGGUUAUUACAAAGCAUCCAACAGUCUUCCACAUAUGGAACUAAUAACGUAAACCCUCUUUCGCCAACAGGAUCGAUAUCCAUUCCCUUAACCGAAGACGGCCAAGGCGAUAAUAACAAUUGGAAUUCUCCAGCAACAAAUGAUUUGUGCACCCAAAUAAGUUUCAAUUUAACUGCUACCACAAUUACUGUAACUGACAGAAUUACAAUAACGGAUAGCAUUCACGAUAUUUCAAGUGAGGUUAUAACAAGCUAUAUCUACCAAACAAUUGUUGACCAAAAAACAGUCACUCAAACAGUAGAUGGUAAAUCGCUGGCCAACAAAAUGUCAUCGAUUCCAAAACCGUCAUCUAGAAGUCUCAUACAACCACAGCCACCUGUUGCUAUCGAACUUCAAGAAGGCGCCGCAUCUACCAGUAGAGUGAGCUUAGUUUCGUUAUUCAUAUCAAUCAUUUUAGUUCUGUUAUAA